AUGUUUAGGUACGUGUGUCUGAAGGAACGUAACAUGUUGCUCACUAUGCAGACGGCUUACAUUUCAUAUGCUCGUUCUAUGCCAAAUCCAGAACGCAUUGAUCGGGUUAACGAGACGAUGCGUAAUAUCGAAACCGUUGUUCAUGAACGAAAUGAUGCGUACUUCCAACUGGAGACAGGCGAUAGCGCAAGUCCACCAAUGCGAACCGUCACUUCAUUCAUGGGCUUCACUUACAAAAAGCAAGCAGAAGAGCACUUGGAACCUCCUACAGAAGGUACAAAGGAGUACGAAGUUCCUUACUUGGACGGUGACGCUUACAUGAUGCAGAAGCUAUGGGCAGAAAAAGAAUUCAUGAAGGAGAGAGAUAGCGAACUGUGGAAGCGGUAUCUUCGAGAUGAUCUAUCAUGUGGACUUCACAGUUGUGAACCUUGUUCACCUUUAGGAAACAACACGUUGGGAAGGAAACCAAAUAAGGACGAGAACACGCUUAUCAAAAGUAAUCAUGCUGUUAUCGUGGACUCUGAAGUUUUCAUGCGUUUUAUCGACAUAUUCGACUCUAAUUUGUUUCAGAAUGUUAUUAUAACGCAAAAUGUGUGGGAAUUUGUCAAGCAGAAAUCCAUCAAUGCUUAUAAGAAGCUGAACAAAUUUGUUUACGAAGACAAGGAUCCACGGUUUUCGGUAUUCAUGAGCGAGUUCCAUCACAAGACCUUUGUGCGUCCUGAGCCAGGCCUCAGUGAUAGUUUACGGCGUGAAAAAGUUCUUUAUGUCUGUGCGGAUUAUCUAAAUAAGCAUUGGGCUAAACGCGACAUAAUUCCUAUCAUUUUAUGCGCUGAAGACGAUGUACUGACAAGGCUAAAGGAUAAUUAUGAGUACUCGUAUACUGUGAAAGAUUAUGUUCAAGGUAUGCAAAGUGAAAAGAAACGUGAUUUACUCGAUGCUAUGGCCGCUUAUGAUUCGUCGAGCUCGGGUGGUAAAAUCAUAUAUGAGAAUUAUUUGUCUCAUGAUGAAAUUACCAAAGGCAUUGCUCAUGGAACUAUCAAAAAAGGGACAUUUUCUGUAUCUCGAGAGAAUUAUCGUGAGGCGUUUGUCCUGGUGGAUUCUAGUACGAUGACGUCCUGGUUCAUCCAUGGAUUGGACAGCAAUAGGGCAAUUGAUGGUGAUAUUGUUGCUGUGCAACUGUUGCCUGAAGAGGAAUGGUCGUUACCAGAAAAGAAAGUUCGACUACGUGAUGUGGAAGAUCUGGAAAUGAAGGCUGAUGACGAAACUGAAGCAGAUGACUCUGAAGAGGCACCGAAAGUUAAGCGGGCCAAGCUGACACCUGUACCUACAGCUAAGGUUGUUGGGAUAAUGAAACGGAACUGGCGACCAUAUUGUGGCAUCCUUAUGCGAAGCCAGUUGAAGGGUGGACGUCGCCAUCUGUUCUGUCUGUUGCUAGAUCGGCUUAUUCCGCGAAUUCGGAUAGAAACUGAACAGGUAAUAGACAAUUCCAGUUCCAGUCUUCUUUAUUGGGCUUCGCGGAUCAUUCUUGAAAAAUCAACCGCAUAUGUGGUGGUAUCCGACAGUGGCCGCGACGAGCAGAUUAUCCACUUGGACCAUGUGCGGUCUGCUCUUGGAAAGAUUGGAGAUCGCGAGAUUGAGAACGAAGUGCUUCUUCUUGAGCAUGACAUCCCUCAUGCUCCCUUCUCCGAUGGUGUGCUAGAAUGUUUGCCUAGUGAAGAUUGGAAGCCGGAUUUGAAGCCACCUAGAAUUGAUCUACGUCAUCUAACAAUCUGCUCGGUUGAUCCACUCGGAUGCACUGAUAUUGAUGAUGCACUCCACUGUCGACCUUUGGACAAUGGUCUUUUGGAGGUAGGCGUUCACAUAGCAGACGUGACACAUUUUGUUAGGCCCGGUACAGCGAUUGAUGAAGAAGCAGCAAGCCGAGGAACGACUGUCUAUUUGUGUGAUCGUCGAAUUGAUAUGCUUCCUGCCAUGUUGAGUAGCAACCUGUGCUCCUUAAGAGGUGGCGAAGAACGAUAUGCGUUCUCCGUUAUUUGGACCAUGACAAGCGAUGCAGAAAUUCUGGAUACCAAAUACCACAAGUCCUUGAUAUGUUCAAAGGCAGCGCUCACUUACGAAAAAGCGCAGGAAUUCAUUGAUGAUCCUAAUUUGAACGAUGACGUCACUAUCGGUUUACGUGGCUUGAUGAAGCUGUCCAAAGUUUUGAAUAAGAGAAGAACGGCCAAUGGAGCACUUACCCUUGCGUCUUCAGAGGUAGAUUUGAUAUUCUGUCAACUAAUUUUAUCAACUAACUACUUUUUGAUAGCAGUCUAG
Messenger RNA from Ostertagia ostertagi, 2313 nucleotides. NCBI's taxonomy places the organism in Eukaryota, Metazoa, Nematoda, Chromadorea, Rhabditida, Trichostrongylidae. The record is from the annotation of a GenBank genome assembly.